This is a messenger RNA of Cajanus cajan (pigeon pea), 996 nucleotides long. It is a transcript of the gene CLL1, whose product is annotated as allergen-like protein. The record is from RefSeq and is a predicted model, not a curated record. NCBI's taxonomy places the organism in Eukaryota, Viridiplantae, Streptophyta, Magnoliopsida, Fabales, Fabaceae. Gene Ontology annotation, biological process: guard cell differentiation; stomatal complex development.
GGCCUCUCUUCUCUUUUCACUUGGACUUUCUCUCCUCCAUCUCUUCUCUUCCCAUGGGCGUAAUCCAUUGGUUACAAACCCUCACCACCUUCACUUUUCUCUUCUUCUCCUCCACUUCACCCUUAACCACUCUCACUCCACAACCCAGUGGCGGAGCAGUGAGGCAGCUUAGCCGGGAAGAGAAGGAGAAUGCGUCGCCGCUGGUGGCGGAGGAGAAGAGGUUCGGGGGGCCAGGGUCGUCGCCGCCCUCCUGCAGAUCCAAGUGCGGCUGGUGCAGUCCUUGCCAACCGGUUCACGUUCCGGUCCAACCCGGUUUCAUCAUACGCCUCGAGUAUUACCCAGAAGCCUGGCGUUGCAAGUGCGGGAACAAGCUUUUUAUGCCAUGACAUUAAUUAAUUAUUAAAUAAAUUAGUAUAUAAACUAGAAGAAAAAAAAAAAAAUCCUAGUACAAGAACACAAACGUUGCCAGAACCGAACAUUGCAGGCACCUGCAGCCAUCUUAAAUUUCCCCUUUUGGCUUUUUUUUUCUUCUUAUCUCAGUGUUAGUGCCUUUCAUGCACUUACUAAUGUUGCUGAGGUUGGCUUGUUUAUGAGUACUAUGUUUAUAGUAAUAUUGAUGUUUAUAGUAUUGAUUUUUGGGUUAGCCUUUUGUUGGGAAUAGAAGAUGUUCAGGUGUGAUUACCGAGAGGAAUAUCUUAAACCUUUCUCUGCUUUUAACACAUAACACUACUACUUCUCUCUAUAUUUGUAUAUGAUUUCAUUCCCUUUUUGGUUUAUGUUUGUGGCACCUCUCAUUACCCUACCACCCUCUAUUAUUAUUACAAGACAAUAAAGGUUCUGAGUUGUAUUUAUCAGUAGCUCCUCUUCAGUUAAUAGAGGUAGGGAAGGAAGGGAAGGGAGUUUAUGCUACACCUCAUUGUUUUAAGGCAUUAGGUAUCUGAGCUUGUAUUAUUAAUUUUUUUUGUUUGGUUUAUGUACUGUGGGGAUUUAUUGUUA